GGGGCCAUAUUGGAAUGGGGCACAGAUGACAAUUUCAUUUAGCUAAAAGGUAAAUUUAUGUUGCUUUUUCAAGUUUUUUUUCAGCGUUUUCAGUCGGAAAGAAAAACUACACCACAACAUCAGACAGUCUGGGUCCCGCUUGAUAGCUUUUCGGGUGUUAAAGAGAUGAGCAGCAACAUAAAUAAGAGGGCACCAACAACAGCAACGCAAAGAUUAAAGCAGGACUAUCUGCGCAUAAAGAAAGACCCAGUCCAUACAUAAGUGGCAGAGCCUCAUCCCCUCAAAUAUAUGGAAUGGUAAAAAACAUUUCUUCUCAGAAGCUUUCAAUUCAGGCACUAUCUGGUCCGUGGACCUGAGAAAACUCCAUAUGAAGGGGGUUAUUAUCAUGGCAAGCUCAUAUUCCCCAGAGAAUUUCCUUUCAAACCGCCAAGUAUAUACAUGAUAACACCCAAUGGCAGAUUUAAAUGUAACACAAGAUUAUGCCUCUCCAUCACAGAUUUUCAUCCGGACACCUGGAACCCUGCAUGGUCAGUGUCCACCAUCCUGACAGGACUUUUGAGCUUCAUGGUUGAAAAAGGUCCCACCCUUGGUAGUAUUGAAACCUCAGAUUUUACUAAACGACAGCUUGCUUCCCAAAGUCUGGCCUUCAACAUUAAAGACAAAGUUUUCUGUGAGCUGUUUCCAGAUGUCGUUGACGAGAUCAAGCAGAAGCAACGACUACAGGAGGAGCUAAGUGCCCGGUCUCAAGCUCUGCCCCUUCCUGAUGUUGUGCCAGAUGGCGACACCCACCACAUCCAGAAUGGGCAUGCAGCCCUAAACGGGCACCUGCCCCCAGAAGCUGCCCCACCCCCUGACCUCCAGCAGGUCAACCGCAACCACGGACUCCUGGGAGGAGCACUGGCUAACUUGUUUGUCAUUGUUGGCUUUGCCGCGUUCGCAUACACGGUUAAAUACGUGCUGCGGAGCAUUGCACAGGAAUGAGAGAUGGCCCCAAACCCACCCUCCUCCCCUCCUAGAUAAAAAAGAGAAGUAAAAACUGGAGUGAAAAUAAACAGAGGCACAUAGGAAUGAACUGCUCUUAUGACCAAAAUAAGGAGGUAAUUUCUUAUUUUGCCCAAAUAAAAAAACAAACAAACAAAUGUGGCUUAUGGAAUGAGUAAGUAACUCGACAGAGAGCCAUGUCAUACCCUCGGGUCAGUCAUACAGUCGCUGUACGGGGGGUGGUCUCGCCAAGGCCAGUUCCCUAAGUGUUUAGAGGUAAAGAAAUUGUGUAUAAGAAUUCUGCCUAUACCCAGUCCACCAUUAUAAAAGGUUAUGUUUUUGUUUUAAAGAAGCAAGUAUGUGGCCAUGACUUGAAUCUCAACAGACAGUUGAACCAUAUUAAUUAAAUCAACUAUUUAAUUCUGCCUACUGUUUGUUGGCAAGAUUUCCAAAAGGUUUCACAGGGUGCACAGAAGGCACUCCUAAGAAUUUUUGUGUGGAGAAAAAAAAGGAAUUGCAGGGAUAUUAACUAAAAUUUUGCUCUUAAAUGCAUAAUGUAGUUGUGAUCUGAAGACCUGCAAUGUUUUAGCAUUUUCACAUUUUAAUAAGAGUGAGUAGAUUAUAACCAGGCUCUACAUUGCUUAAGGUUCUACAGCUGCAUCUCUUCCACCGUCAUAGCCAUUCACACAUUCUGCAGCUGAUCUGAUAUGGUAAAUCUCAUGCCCACUAUGGUGCUUCUCUUAAAUGUUACAUGAGGUUUUUUUUAAUUAUUCAAGUAGAUUUAAAACAUCACCAAACCGGCCUCCGAUUCCACCUAUAAAGGAAGACAAAAGUGGUUUCAAAAGCAAGUGUUCUACCAAAUCAUGUUACUGCUCAAAUGUGAUCCACAAAUGGUGAAUCAGGUUGUUGCCUAGUAUUCCAGUAGCCGAUAAAGAUUCCACUCUACCGUAGUUCAAAACGAAAUUCCGUUGAAUCCAAACUUCAUUGUGUAAUUCUUUAUAAUAGUAGCUGAGAUUUUUCAGGUGUCUUUCUAUCAGGCUUUUCCUGUAUAAACUCAUUCUAUAAGACCAAGACUAUGGUUUCUUAUAUGGUUCUUGUAUGUGUAAUUGUGGGAAAAUUCAAUUCAAUUUUGCAGCACAGAAUACUUAAGCAGACAGAGAACUCUUCUUGGCUUUUAAAGGGUUGUGACUUGUGCAAUAUUCAACACGUUUAAAUAAAUGGUUCAUUCUUUUCCUAGAUGUAACCUCUUGAUUAUUCGUGACAUUAUGGAAAUUUCUUAUUUCCUGUAGUAUCUUUUACCUGUAGUUUCCAUUUUGGCAGUGUGCUCUGCGUAGUGUAUGGAUAUGGACCUGAAAGCACUGAGCAGUGUUUCCCUGAACUACAAUGACAUUACAUUUAUCUUAAAUUCUAUAUCACAAAAGAGACACGCUACACUUUUGGCUUGAUAACUUGCCAAGAUCUGUCUAUGUACAAACUUGAGUCCAUCAUUCAUUGGCUGAUAUAUUAGUGUCAUACAUGUAUACAUGCAGACUCAAGCAAGGAGUUUGUAAUGGUGGUACAACUGUGUUCAGGUCAUUUGAGACUUUUUAUUGAUAAUAGCAUUGUGUUCAAGACCCAGUAGUUUUUUGCACCUCUAUGAACAUAAUUGAAUAAUAUGCCUCAUAAGGGAAUUAAGAGAAUUAAGAUAAUCAUGUGUUUACAUUUGGAAUAAAUUACAUUCUGAUAAUACCUUU
Molecule: messenger RNA, 2714 nt
Organism: Electrophorus electricus (electric eel)
Lineage: Eukaryota; Metazoa; Chordata; Actinopteri; Gymnotiformes; Gymnotidae
Source: RefSeq, a predicted model, not a curated record